GAACCAGAUUCUUGUUUACAGCCAAAAAUUAUGUGGCAUGUGUUUUGAAUGGCAAAAUUAAUAAAAAUACGCCAAACUUAAGGAUCUGAGUGUGCCGGGGGUGGGAAGGAAGGGAGAAAGGUGACGUAUCUUGUAAUGAGGCACACACAAGUACUCACACUCCACGUUAUCCUUGGCGCCCCGCCGGGCGUGUGCAAGUGUCCGUCUGUGCGGAAGUGUACCUUGUGCUCCACACCCCUCUGUUAUCUUUGCUCAAACACGUGUAUGAAAGGGUCUAUGGGGCUGAUAUUUCGGUUUUUUAUAGUUUAAGCCAUUACACACUACGUGGUAAUAACCUACCUCAUUUUGUUCUUCUCACUAUUCACAUCAUUUCUAAUGAUUACACUACUUGUCGGAAAUUAAUAAUAACGCCACAAUAGGCCUGGGAAUGCACAGCGCUCUCAUCUUUUUCCAAGUCCACAGGCUGAGACAGCUCUUGGGAGAGAACCAUGGACCAAGGAGGAGUGCGUAUGGUAGGGCUGCAGGGACGCAGAGGGCACAUGGCUCCUAGACUGGGAGACACACCUGCAGACCCUGAAGGAAUGGCAGGAGCUCAGUUGCUUGGUCGCAAGAACUUAGUACCACCUGAGAAGGUGGUGGUUGUGGGGCGGGACAGUGUUCGCCAGCUGACAUGUCGCAGUGCCCGAGCGUGUCCCCCAGCAGUGGUACUCACCCGAGCCCACUUGGAUGCUGUAAGACAUGCUGCUCAUGAGGUAAGUGAGGAUGCCCAGCUGCAGAAAGUAGAGGAGGCUCAGCAGGCAGCACUGGAGAUCCUGAGAAACAGAGAGGAGCGCCAGCACCACCACCAGCAGAUGGAGGCCAGGCAUCGCCGCAGGAGGCACCAGGAGGAAAUGAGGAGGCUGGAGGAUGAAUCAUCAGGAAAAAUGCCAAACCAGGACAAGAAAGAAGAAAGUGGGACAUCUCACCAAGAAAACCUAGAAGGAGAGGAAGAGGUGAAGGCAAUGAGAAAACUGGUUUUGGCUGCUAAAUGCCAUGCUAUCAGGGAAGCACAGAUAAUAGAAAAGAGGCACAUCAGUAAGCUGGAGAAGGAGGAAGAGGAGCGCCAAGUGAGGAUAAUGGAGGAAGCACGAAUUAAUGGUCUGAAGAAGGAGGAAGAGAGGGAAAUGAGGCGGCGUGAGGUCAACUUUUUGGCGGCACAGGCACUGAAUAAGCAAAUUGAAGAGCAGCAGGUCCUCCGGGAGCACAAGUUUAUUGAAAAGAGAAAAGAGGCAGAAAGGUUGACAAGAGAAGCAGAGAAAUUUAAAAUGGAAAAGGAUCUGGAAGAAAGAAAAGGAAAGCAAAAGAAGAGGGAAGAGGGAGAAGAGGUAAGAAAGAUGAGACUGCAAGCAGAAAUUCGAAAGGAGGAAAUGUUGAAGAAUAACAAGCUGCAGGAUGUCAGAAUGAUGGUGGAGAUCAAGGAAAAGGAGAAGAAAGAGCAGGAAAGGAUACAGCAAGAAUUAGCUGUCAAGAAAGUAAAAGAAGAUCUCCAGAUGAUGUGGCUCAGGGACCAGGAGCGCCAGCUGGAGAAACAGAAACAUAGAGAGGAAAUUAAGAAAAUACAGGAGCAGGAAAAGCUGGAGCGAGAAUGGCGCCAAAAGGAACUACGGGAGGCAACAAGCAAGGCUCUCCGAGAUGCAGAAGUCUCCCGAGAAAGGCGUCAGCAGGUUGAAGACCGCAGGAAGGCUCGCAUGGCAGCAGCACUGAAGAGAAAGGAAGAAAUGCUGAGAGUCACAGACCACUGGAUGAUUACUGAGGAAAGAGAAAGACUCCAGGAGGAACAUGCCAAGCAGUCCAAGGUAAACUAUGAAUCCAGAAUACGUGCUCAAAUAGAAGACCAGGAGGCCAGGAGAGCCAAGGAGACAGAAAAACUUCAUCAAGAGAAAGAGGAGGAGGAUUUGAAAAUGAAAAUGAAGCAAGCUGCUCUCACCAAACUGAAAUUGAAUACUAUACAAGAGCUUCGGAAAAUGGCUCUCCCUGAGAAACUCAUUGAAGACCUGGAGAAAAAACUUGAUCUCAGGAAGACCAAGAAAUCUCAGGACAAACUCUAACACAUGGUGUUUAAUCUCAAAACUACUAACCUACUAUAGACAUUACAGGUAUGUUAACAAAAUUUUUUUUCUGAAGCAGCCUGAUGGUAUUGUAAUUAAAUGGAAGAUUUUAGGAUUUAAAUCAUCAGGUAAGCAAAGACUGAUUGGGGUUGCCACCUUUUAUACUGUGCCCCUUGCUCAUGUAGCAGAGAAGACUGUGCAUAUGGGGAUGGUAAUUAAAGAGGUAUGAUCUUAAUAGCAGGAGCAGAGGUAGCAAUUUUACCUUCGUAAUGGGUGCAGGAUCCUGUAGGAAUGAAAGUGUGCAUGGAUUCUUGCCAAUUCAUUAUUUAUUGACACUCAGCCCACAGUAGUGGCUUGUUAUGGUUAGACAUGUCCUGCACAUGUCUGGUACUUGGUUUUACUAGUUUGGGAAAUACAGAGUGACUUAAACAAAAUGUAUGUGUGAUCAGAAAAUAAUAAAUGAAAUUCAGUGUUAGUUAGUGUAACACUUCCAUACCAUGGCCAGUGAAUUGUUUCAUGGAGAGUUGUCUGCUCAUCUCAUCAGUGGCUCUUAGGUUGGUGUUAUGGCCUCUUUUUUCAUGUCUCUAGUUAUUAAAUGAUUCAGUUAACUUUUAAAGCAAAUUAAACACUAUAUUUGAACAAAAACAAUUGUUGAUUGUUGAAACUGAUAGACAGACUUUGUGAUUGAUUUAUAUUCCAAUUGCUAGAGUAUUUUGAGUCAUGUAUAUAUUUUUAUUUAUAAUAAUAUGUUACCUCUCUCUCUCUCUCUCUCUCUCUCUCUCUCUCUCUCUCUCUCUCUCUCUCUCUCUCUCUCUCUCUCUCUCUCUCUCUCUCUCUCUCUCUCAAUCCUGUCCUGUGUUAUGACUGUCAGCUAGUUUUUCUCAUUGUAAAAGAAAAAAAAUUCUUCAUUUGCAAUACAAAUAUAACAAUACAUAUAAAAAAGAUAUAUGGGUCUUUAGCAGAAUAGAGCAAUGUGUGUAUUUACCUAGUAUUGUACAGGGCACAAGCCAAAGCUCAUUUUGUCUUGUCUCCAUAUCCAUAUUUAUCCAGUUUCUCUUUAAACAUGUGUACACUGUUUGCACAGCCACCUCUUUGUUUGCUACAAUCACCUCUUCCUUCAAAUCAUUCC
Scylla paramamosain (green mud crab) is the source of this 3216-nucleotide messenger RNA. RefSeq names its product cilia- and flagella-associated protein 45-like. The record is from RefSeq and is a predicted model, not a curated record. The coding region runs from base 489 to 2087 and encodes 532 amino acids. The transcript is spliced from 11 exons. NCBI's taxonomy places the organism in Eukaryota, Metazoa, Arthropoda, Malacostraca, Decapoda, Portunidae.